Alternaria atra is the source of this 1752-nucleotide messenger RNA. RefSeq lists its product as uncharacterized. The record is from RefSeq and is a predicted model, not a curated record. The transcript has a single exon. Bases 1 to 1752 code for a protein of 583 amino acids. Lineage: Eukaryota; Fungi; Ascomycota; Dothideomycetes; Pleosporales; Pleosporaceae.
AUGACGCUGCAGAUCGAGAAUGGCGAGCUCGACCAUGUACCGCCAAAACUCAAGAAGACGACGCCCAACUUCCACCUCCUCAUGCCAUCCGAACGCGAUACAGACGGCUUUUGCAAGACAACUCUGUCUGCUAUGCUUCUAAACUACCCUCCACCGACCGCAGUUCAGCUGUACACGUCGUACGAAUCAGACAUGGAAUUGGAGAGGGGUAUAUUGAACAGUACACUGCAUUACCUAAGUAAUGGGAAACUGGUCAAGGAUCAAGAUCUGAUACUCAUCGUGGAUGGCCAGCAAUCAUGGUUUCAGCUGCCAAGCGAUGUGAUCGUCACGCAGUAUAAGAAGUUGUUGGCAGAUGCCAACAUGCGGCUGCUGAAGAAGUAUGGCGUUAACAAAGAUGGUUUUCAGAAGUUUAAUCAGACGAUCGUAUUCGGUGCGGAGAAGAUGUGCCAAAGCGACGAUAUGGCCUGCAAGUACGUGCCCCAGUCGAUACUGCCAGACAGCACAUAUGGAACGGAGAACAGUAGACGUAUAUCCGAUACCCCAGCAAAGUUCAUCCAUUCAAAAAUGGUCAUGGGUCCAGCGAGCGACUUGAAGGCGCUAUAUCAGGUUGCGCUAGAGAAGUUCAUAGAAGGGAGAAGUCAGCCGCAGACGGUUCAGUCGGUAUUCACGACUCUGUUUGCCGAACAACAGCUGCGACGAGAUGCGGAGGAAGUGGCAUCGAAGCACACUGGUACAAAAGUUAAGGACUUCAUCACUGGUAGAGCAAGCAAGUUUGAGGCUGAGCGAAGACUGGAGCGUGCGAAUACCGAGCUCUUAAACACUACGCGACAUGAGUUUUCCAUUGGCUUGGACUACACACAUGCGCUUUUCCAGCCUUUGGAUUAUUGUGUCGAAGACGAACUCGUCUCUCUCUUACACGACAACUCGACCGACUUGUCGCAAUAUAGCCAUUCCGACUCAAAUACCCAGUACCUCUCCCUCCCAACCGCCCUCAAUGAGACCAAGCCUCCAUUCUGGCGUCCCGAUUUCGUUGAGCAUAACCCAUCUCCGAACGAGAAGCCAGCAUACAUCGACAAUCUUGAGUUCACUCUGGAACUUGAUGGCCUGCCGAGCCGCAAGCUACCUUGGGAAAGCGUUCCUCUUAUGCAGAACACAUACUCCGGUUCAGUGCCGGCCAUCAUCCUAAGCAGCUCUUCGCACCCCAGCAGCGAGCGUCCGCCAGUCGCAAACGUUAGCUGGGAUAACAUGUGGUAUGCAGAAUACAAACGGGCCAUGUUGAGAAAUUACUUCCGCGCCCCUCAGUCUCCGAAUGGAUACCACAACCACCUCGUGGGCGGUGAUCGCUACUGGGAUAACCGCGGUGGACGAGGUGGCAUAUGGACCGAGGCCGAGCAGAUCUGGCUACCCUGGGGCGAAGUCGACGGCGUUUGCGGGACCUUGCCACAACUAAAAGAAGUGUUCCAGGAUGGCAAGGGUGUGUGGCUGCAUGAACUGGAGCAGGAUAAUGAACAGGGUCGUCUUGAUGAACAAGAAGAGUAUCGGAAAGAGAAGGAGGAAGCACAACUAAAGGAUAUCAUGGAACUGAUGAAGUUGGAGAACGAGGAAAAAGAGAAACAUGAGAAAGAGCAGAAAGAAAAGAUCGACUUUGAGAGGCUGAAGGAGCUUGAGGAGACGCAGACUAAAGAGGGCAAGCAUGUUGAGAGGAGGAAGAAGAGAUGGGAUAUUGGUGAGGAGUGUGUGAGAUAUUGUUAG